CAAAAAUAUUUAUUAUAUUAUUCCAUUCUUCCUUAUCUCACUUAUUAACCUCUCUAAUUGUUGUCCUGAUCAAGUUCAACAAUUCUGUUCUUGUGUGGAUCAAUUUGAUGGUGUUUUGCUUAAUUGUACAGCUCCGUCUUCUUCAAAUCAGACUACUUCAGGAGAAACUUGGGCAAAAAAUUUAAUGCAGGCGUUGUUUUACUUAAACUUUGGAACUCUAAGAUAACUAAAUUACCUUUUUAAAGACCCUCAAAAGCAACCAAGCUCAUCUUGGAUUAUUAAAAUUAUUAGUUAUUCAUGGAAGCAACGAAGCAACUAGAGAAUCAUCAUUAAUCCCCAUACUCUCCGACAAUUUAUUUCAAGGACUUUAUAUUAAAAGGCUUGAACUUGUUGGUUGCGGGAUUAGUGUUAUACAGAAGGGGGCAUUUAGAGGGCUUGAAUCUGUUCUACAAGAAAUUUUAAUUACCGGAAAUAGAGUAAAUUAAUUUAUUUUUAUUUAUCAAAAAUACUUGACAGAUUCAAGAAAUAUCAUUUAAUGCUUUUCAUCAAAUGAAUGCCUUAAUAAAACUUGAUCUCUCUGAUAAUUACAUUGAAGAAUUAAAAACAGAAUUGCCAAGAAUUUCAAAACUUAACGACAUUAAUUUAUCGCACAAUAAAAUUACUGCUAUCCACAAAAGUUUCUUUGAUAAUGUUAAACAUUCACUUCAAACAAUAAAUUUGGGACAUAAUCUUCUUGAAGAAGUACCUGCAAGUUCCCUUCGAGGUUUUCGAAUGUUAAUGGCUUUACAUUUACACAAUAAUAAUUUAAAAAAUUUGCCACAACUUUCUUUUAUGAAUUUACCAGUCCUUUCCCUAUUAAAUCUGGCAGCAAAUCAAAUUCGUUCAAUUCAUCGUCAGGCUUUUCUUAAUGUUCCACAACUUCGAUUUCUUUAUUUAUCGGCAAAUCAGUUAUCUGAAGUAAUCAACACAGCUAUAGAAAUUAAGAAUUUUAAACAUUUUAAGGUUCAGCCCUUUCAAUUUAGUUCCUUUGAGCGAUUAGAAAUGCUAGAUCUGAGCAAUAAUAAAAUUGAAGAUCUUCCAAAUGAUACUUUUGCUGGCCUUCCAAUACUAAAACAGCUUUAUUUGGGCGAGAACUUAAUUGAUCAUCUGCAGCCUGAGGCCUUCUCUUCAAAUUCAAGCAUUGCAGUACUGAUUUUGGAACAAAAUAGAAUAUCAGAACUUCAAAAAGAUGUAUUUCGCAACCUUCGCCAACUUCAACAACUUUCAUUAAAAGCAAACAAAAUUAGAUCCAUUGACGCAUCUACAUUUCGAGGGAACCCUUCUCUUGCAAUGCUUGAUCUAAGUCAUAAUGAAAUCAUUGAUUUGGCUCCUGGAACAUUUUUAAAUCAGUUAAAUUUGCUCUUGGUUGAUUUGAGCAACAACAAAAUCCUUCGCACUCCUUAUGGAGCUUUUGGACGUAGAGUGGCAACUGUACUUCUUAAAGAAAAUCCUUUGGUUUGUGUCGAAAAGAUUCAUAUGCUUCAACAAGGCAAUGGUCUUUUUAUUCCAAAUAGUAAUGAUGCUAUUUGUGGGGAACAUAAAGACCAUGAUGUUUCUAACACUACUACGAUACCAAGUAGAGAGAUUGAAGCCAAAAAUAGUGGUUUAAUCGCUGAUCAAGAAUCUUCAAUUACACCUAACUUAAGUGAGGAGACUGAGGGGGAAGAUGAAGAUGAUAAUGAACCUUUAACCUCUCCCUCCCCCUUUGUCCAACAAUUGGAAGAAAAUCAACAAAUUUCUAAAAACAAACAACAGAAUGUAAGUAUAAUUACUCCAGGACGAAUCAAACCAAUUCGGAUCAUUCCAAAUGCUCAACAUGUAACAGCUAUUCAAUCUAAUAAAGCAUUAACGUCCCCUAACAAUGAAAACAAGCCAAUCGCUCUAACUGAAAGUAUUCUUGAAGAUACUGAAUAUACUACAAGCAUUGAAUCAUCGUCAAGUUCAAGCAGUUCUUCUAGACAGGGUGAUAAUAAAAUUACUACUACAUCUUACGCCGAUCAUUCAACCCAAAAUUAUUCAACAGUAGAAAAUAACGAAAAAAUUGAAGAAUUUCCAUUGCUUUUAUCAAAAACCCCAGUAAUAUCAGAAGAAAAUUCGUUACAACGCAUUGAAGCUGAACUUUCAGAAAAACGGAGCAACAAUAGAAGAAUGUUUCCAACAAUAAUUAUUGUUAUUUGUAUUGGUGCUGUUGCUGUUGUAAUGUGUUCUGUUUUUGUUGGAUUAUGUGUUGCUAGAAGGCGUAAACUUCGCCAACUUCAUUCCGAUACAGGCAUAAGUUUGGGUACAGCUGGCCUUGUUGGAAUGCAAUCGUCAUCUUUAUCAUCUCAUUCGCCCAUUUCAAAUUCAUUCAUGAAUACUGCUAGCACUACUAGGGCGGCACAAAUGGGAGGGUUUUGCUAUAUUUCUGGUCCGAAUCAGCAAAGGCAGUAUGAAACUUUAAAAAGAGAAGGAAUACAGCAAAAUUUUGGCGGAACAUUGAAUAGAUUGUCUACUACACAAGAGGAUAUUUAUGGAUGGCUUUAUACUCCUUGUGGAUAUAAUGCUUAUCGGAAAUAA
Messenger RNA from Meloidogyne enterolobii, 2595 nucleotides. The record is from the annotation of a GenBank genome assembly. Lineage: Eukaryota; Metazoa; Nematoda; Chromadorea; Rhabditida; Meloidogynidae.